AUGCAGGAGGACGAAGGAAACCCCCGCCUAGUCGCUUACGACGGCCACAAAGCCCAUGAUGCGGAGCUGAUCUACCCCGUACACGAGAAGAGCUUCUGGCCACCACAAAUUGGCCACCAAAUUAGCAUGACCGUUGACGAGAGACAGGGUCAGUCUCCUCCCUUCGCAGGUUCAUCGGGUGCUUGGAUUGCUCUGCUGUAG
Penicillium mononematosum is the source of this 201-nucleotide messenger RNA. RefSeq lists its product as uncharacterized. The transcript has a single exon. Lineage: Eukaryota; Fungi; Ascomycota; Eurotiomycetes; Eurotiales; Aspergillaceae. The record is from RefSeq and is a predicted model, not a curated record. Bases 1 to 201 code for a protein of 66 amino acids.